AGUUCGAAAACAUUUCGAAACAUCAAAUUUUUUCCACUGUGACGCCGAAGACAGAUUUUAUUAAUCACGAAUAAAAAUACAUAUAAUUAAGAACACAUCGAUUUAUACUUAAGUGAAAAUUGAAAAGAAGUGAAACAAAACCAAAUCAAAAUGGCAAAUCAAUACGAAUAUGGUGCCCCACCACCAAAUUAUGGCAGCCAAGGUGAUUAUGGCAAAAGUAAUUCGGACUAUUCUUCUGGAGGUGGGAGCAAUUUUAGCCGCGGCGGUGGAAAUAAUUUUAAUAAAAGCGGAAAUUGCGGCGGCAACAAAGGUGGUUUUAAAGGUGGAGAUGUAGUAACACAAGACGACACAAUUUUCGUUAGUGGAAUGGCUCUUGAAGUGACUGAAAAUGAGAUUAAUGAUCACUUCGGUUCAAUUGGAAUCAUCAAAAAGGAUCGAAGAACACAGAAACCCAAAAUUUGGAUAUAUCGUAACAAAGAAACUGGCACCGGCAAAGGUGAAUGUACUAUAACUUAUGAUGAUCCUUCAGCUGCAUCUUCUGCCAUUGAUUGGUUCGAUGGAAAAGACUUUAAUGGCAAUAAGAUUAAAGUAUCUUUGGCUCAACGUAAUAAUUCCUGGCAACAGAAAGGAGGAAAACGAGGAGGUUUUGGUGGUGGUGGUGGUGGAAGCCGUGGCGGAUAUGGAGGAGGAAAUGAUGAUCGUCCACCACGUAAUAACGAUGAUCGAGGGUCACGCAGUUUCGGUGGUUCCGGUGGUGGAUCUGGUGGAGGUGGCCAAUCCCGCGAUGGCGAUUGGGUUUGCUCAGCAUGUCAAAAUAAAAAUUUCGCAUGGAGAAAUGAAUGCAAUCGUUGCAAGGAACCAAAAAGUGAUGAUGGAGGAAGUUCAUCUGGAAAUCGAGGCUCAUCACAACGCGGUGGAUUUCAAAAUCGCGAUAAUCGCGGAGGUGGUGGUGGUUUCAAUCGAGGUGGAAGUGGAGGAGGGUUCAACAGAGGAGGCCCAAUGCGUGGUCCGGGAGGAAACGAUCGUUCUGGCGCCGGCGGUGGUGGUUAUCGUCAACGACCGUAUUAAACUUAAGAGUAUUAAAAUAACAAAUUCACUCUUUCUAUUAACAUUAAUAAUUAUCUUCGAAUUUCAAUUUAACUUUUCAAGUUCACAUAGUCUUGUGAAAGAUAAAGAAAUAUUGAAGUUUUUCUGUUUGCAUUUAAAAUUUUAUAUUAAACAUGCAAAUUCUUUUUUUUCAAUUUUCUUCAAAGUUAUGGAAAAUAAAGAAAAGAAAAAAAUCGUAGAAAAUUAAUUUAAAUAUUGAAAUUUA
Clunio marinus is the source of this 1312-nucleotide messenger RNA. Lineage: Eukaryota; Metazoa; Arthropoda; Insecta; Diptera; Chironomidae. The record is from the annotation of a GenBank genome assembly.